AAAAAUCAAAAAUCAAACUUUAUUCUGAUGCACGUAGCACUUCAUUAUUAUAAUAAUUUUAACAAUUUUUAUUCAGUUAUUCAGUAAUGUUUUCAAGGAGAUGCAUCGAAUUACGACAUUUUCAUUUCUGCAUGGGAGGUUCUCGGUUUUAUGGAAGAAAUACAUCGCGAAUAAUAGAAAAACUUAAGCAAGAUGAAACGUUGGUAAAUCUUGUCUCCAAUGCUGCAAUUGAGAAUUUACAUGACGUAAAUCGCUUGAAAAAUAAAAUUUUGAGCAAGUCAGAGAUGUUUAGGUCUGAUGAUAUUGAUAGAAGUUUGAUCAUAUAUUUCACCAAAAGCAAACAGUUCAAUAAUGGUCUGAGUUAUAUAAAAUUCUUAGAAGAAGACACAAAGAAAAAACUCAAUCUGUUUUUAAUGAAUCAGCAAUUCAUUAUAUACUUCCACAAACGAUAUGCAGAUGGAAGUCUUUCAACAAGUGAGCAAGAGUUAAUAGUUCAAUUGUACAACAAUCUGAAGAAAACCUCAAAUAUUCUAGACAGUCUUUCCUUAGAAAAUGCAAUCUUGGGGUUAUCUGUUACUCCAAAUUGGAAUCUGUGUCUGACUUUAUUCAAUGACCUUAAAAAAUUAGAGGAUCCAAGUUCUAUAUGUUACAGUGCAAUUAUUGCAACAGCAUUCUUGAAUGGAAAUGAAAAACUUGCUUGGAAUCUUUGGAGUGAAAUGUUCGCCAAGCAAAAAACUCCUUAUGAUGUCAUAUUCCAAGCAUAUUUUGAAAAUUUAAGAAAGUUUUCAGAUCGAAAAAAAAUUUUGACCAAGCUAGAAAAACUUUUUGUGGCAUGUAAUGAAAAUAACUUCAUUUUAUCUGAAAAUUCAAUAUUAGAACUCCAGAAAUUAUUGAAUUUUUCAGGAUUUACAUUCAGUGAUUCCUUAGUAAAUAAUAACGGAUGUUGUAAUAAAUGCGGACAAAAGCUAAAAAAAUUGGAACUGAUUGAAGAUGAAUUCGAGAAUUUGAAAAAACAAUUCUUUGAAGAAGUCAUCAUAGGCAAGAAUAUAUUCAAUAAAACCAAUCCUGCAGAAUUAUCUGAAUUCCAGGAAUUUCUUAAAUCUACAAAAGGUUAUAAUGUUGUCAUAGAUGGCCUAAAUGUGGCAUAUAUUGCUGGAACAAAGCAAUCACCUGAGGUUUAUUCAACACUACUAGCAAAAGUUGUUUCCCAUUUUGUUGAGGAAAACAAAAAAGUAAUUGUUCUUGGGAGGAAACAUAUGAAAUCUUGGCCACAAAAGCAAUGGAGGUUCAUCUCUAGUAAUGCUCUGGUAUUCCUAACACAAAAUAUUUCCCUUGAUGAUCCGUAUUUAUUAUAUUGCGCACUACAUUGUGGAAAAGAUGCUAUCCUAGUUAGUAGGGAUUUAAUGAGAAGUCAUCUUUUUGCAUUGAAAGAUCCUAAGAAUAAAAUAAGGUUCACUAGAUGGUUGGAACAAAGACAGUUUCAAGUGACCCAUGUUAGGAAUGAUGGAAAAGUAUUGUUCAAAAACCCACGUCCAUACACACGAAUAGUGCAACACGAUAAUAAUAAUUGGCACAUACCCUUCAUCGUCGCUCCCGAAGAAAAUGAAGAACCAGAUAAAAUUCCUGAAAAAUGGCUCUGUAUGCAGAAAUCUUGAGCUAAUGUUUUUGAAAUUUUGUGUCGCAAUAUUUAAUAUUAUUUCUAUAUUAUAUUAUUUUAAUAGACAAAUGAACUCAGAAUAUAAAUACUAUUUACAUAUAUACAAAAUGUAUAGUAAAGGUGGAAACAUAUUUGGCACUUGUCAUACAGA
This is a messenger RNA of Coccinella septempunctata (seven-spotted ladybird), 1808 nucleotides long. RefSeq names its product mitochondrial ribonuclease P catalytic subunit (gene mldr). The transcript is spliced from 6 exons. The coding region runs from base 87 to 1655 and encodes 522 amino acids. Lineage: Eukaryota; Metazoa; Arthropoda; Insecta; Coleoptera; Coccinellidae. The record is from RefSeq and is a predicted model, not a curated record. Gene Ontology annotation, biological process: mitochondrial tRNA 5'-end processing; tRNA 5'-leader removal. Gene Ontology annotation, cellular component: mitochondrial ribonuclease P complex; mitochondrion. Gene Ontology annotation, molecular function: ribonuclease P activity; protein binding.